AUGACAUUUUUCAAAAUUUUAAAAUUUGGUAGAACCCUGAAGAUGCAAUUUAAUUUAAUUUGUAUGAUUAUUUUCGUAAUUUAUGAUCAAAUUGGCAACUUUCAAGAGGUCUUAAAACGUGAAGAGAAACAGAGAAAAGUGGAAGAACGCCGAAGACAGCAGGAAGAACAAAUGCGAUUGGAGGCCGAACUAACCAAUCAGAAGAGACUUGAAAAGCUGGAAGAAGAGAGGAAACAGAAAGAAUUGGAAGCGAGAAAGUUGGCUGAACAGAAGAGGAAGGAAGAAGCCGAGAGGUUGGAGAAGCUGGAUAAGAAGAGGAUGAUGGAGGAGAGGGCUGCUAGGGAGUUGGAAGAAGAGAGAAAGCGGAGAGAAUUGGAAGCGAGAAAGUUGGCGGAGCAAAAAAAGAGGGAAGAAGCCGAGAGGAUGGAGAAGCUGGAGAGGAAGAGGUUGAUGGAAGAGAGGGCUGCCAAGGAGGCUUUGGCACAAGCGCAAAAGCAAGCAGCGUUAGAAGCAGCCUCUGCAGCAGCAGCAUCAACGGCGAUGAUGGCGAAGAAGAUGAUGACGACAUUUGAAGUUGACAGAAACGUUAUGCAGCACAAUAUGAAAAACAUGCAAUCAAACAACAACAACAAUAAUAAUAAUAAUAAUAAUAAUAGCAAUAACAGCACCAUGAGUUAUAACUAUGAAGGAAAAUUUAAAAAGGCAGAAGAAAAAACUGGGAGCCUAGCAAGUAACUGGAAGAAGCACCUACACAAACAUCCAUCACAGCAGCAACAACAACAAAACAGCAAUGAAAAUAGAUACACGACAACAACAACAACGUCAGUAACGAACAACAACAACAGUAACAAACGCCCCUACGAAUACACCAACUACAACAUCGACAACAUCAAGUACAAAGACAAGACGGACGAUGAGUGUGCGCCCAGGAAGGCCAACCUGCUGAAGGAGAGCAUAUACGAGCAGCACCUGAACCCGCCCAACCUUGACCUCAUAUUUGACCUCCAGUUCAGCCUCAACCUCUACGAUGUCUUCAGCACCAACCGACCUCGAUUUAAGCACAGGACCAGCUCGGCUCAGUGGGAUGACGCACCCAUAAUUAUAACGGUUGUGGUCAUAAUGGGUUAUGAUUAG
Molecule: messenger RNA, 1134 nt
Organism: Helobdella robusta
Lineage: Eukaryota; Metazoa; Annelida; Clitellata; Rhynchobdellida; Glossiphoniidae
Exons: 9
Coding region: 1-1134 (377 amino acids)
Biological process (GO): metaphase chromosome alignment; positive regulation of protein serine/threonine kinase activity; meiotic spindle midzone assembly
Cellular component (GO): chromosome passenger complex; midbody; kinetochore
Molecular function (GO): protein serine/threonine kinase activator activity
Source: RefSeq, a predicted model, not a curated record